Lycium ferocissimum is the source of this 1640-nucleotide messenger RNA. RefSeq names its product transcription factor TCP4-like. Gene Ontology annotation, cellular component: nucleus. Lineage: Eukaryota; Viridiplantae; Streptophyta; Magnoliopsida; Solanales; Solanaceae. The transcript is spliced from 2 exons. The record is from RefSeq and is a predicted model, not a curated record. Bases 403 to 1329 code for a protein of 308 amino acids. Gene Ontology annotation, biological process: regulation of secondary shoot formation. Gene Ontology annotation, molecular function: DNA-binding transcription factor activity; sequence-specific DNA binding.
AACAAAAAAAAAAAAAAAGCCUUCUCAACCCUAGCUAUAGAUAAAGCCUAAACACGGUAGUACUAUCAAUAUUGCAAUAUUAACAUUCCACAAAGAGCAAUAUUUUCAACUUCAAUUAGGUUUUCUUUUAUUGUUUUUGUCUUUUGAAAUUUGGGUUUUGGACAAAGAGGUUUCAUUGUGCCUAUGGGAUUUGUAGCGUAUCUUGUCAGUGUUCCUCGGGAUCAGCAUCAUCAGAAAUCAGCUGAGCAGUUGUAAUACUACUGCAGCACUAGCAGGUAAAUUUUCAGAUCUUUUAAAGUAUCUGUUCCUACAUAUUAUUGAGAAGUAAAUUAUCUGAAUCUGAAUAUACAUCGGAAUCAUCUUCAGCACCAAAAAGACUAUGCAGAGUGAUUUAUAUCUAUAAUGAAGAGAGCAACGGGAGGAGGAGAGAUAGUGCAAGUUGAAGGCGGUCAUAUUCUCCGGUCCACUGGCCAAAAAGACCGCCACAGCAAAGUUUAUACCGCGAAAGGGCCAAGGGAUCGAAGGGUCCGUUUAUCUGCUCACACUGCUAUUCAAUUUUAUGACGUGCAGGACAGGUUGGGUUAUGACCGGCCUAGUAAGGCGGUUGAUUGGCUCAUCAAAAAGGCGAAAGAUGCUAUUGACAAGUUAGAUGAGUUGCCUCCUUGGAACCCCACUAAUCAUGAUCCAAGUACUACCGAAGCUGAUACUGCCGCGUUGGAACAACAGCCGGAGUAUCAGCUUCAAAGGGAACUAGAAAAAAACGACCCGAGUCAGGUUAAUUCUUCUAAUUCGUACAUGAUGCAAGCGCCUUCAAGUGGAGAAGCACAACAAUCACUUGGGGAUACUAUGAAAUCUUUUUUCCCUAUGAAUUCGGGGACUUCGUUAAUGAAUUUCCAAAACUACCCACAUGAGAUAAUUCCAAGAUCUUCGAUACAAAACGAAGAUCUUGGCUUAUCUCUUCACACUACUUUUCAUAGGGCUUCUUCAAGUCAUGAUGACCAAUCUGCCCUUUUCUCGAAUCAAAAUUUUGAAGCAAAUUAUCCAAGAAUGGUAGCUGGUUGGAAUAUAUUACCACAUCAUCAUCAGCAAGCAUUUUUCACUCAAAGUAGUGCUGCAUUUCCUCAAAGGGAACCCCUUCAGUCCAAUUUUUCACACUUGAUUAAUCAUCAAGCUAGUUGGGAAGAGAGGCCGUUAAUGAAUGGACUAGUUCAUCAGGCUGAAAUUUCAAAUAAUAGCAGACAUUUCACUACACAUUUUCAAGUUCCAGCUAGGAUCCAUGGUGAACAUCAUGAGGACCCUUCCUCUGCUUCUCCCAACUCUCACCAUUGAUUAAUGGUUAAUUAAAAGGUCAAUUGAGUAAGUAGUCAUCUCCGAAGAUCAAAUGUGCAUUAUUUGAUAGAGCGCUGGAACAUGGUCAGAGUAAUUUCAAAGAUGUAACUGUAUUUCUUAUCUUAAAUUUUGUGGAUUUUGUCUAUUAAGUUACGGUGCUGAAGCCUUGUUUGGAUUGCAUAUCUUCCACCUAUUUUGUUUGAAUUGGUUGAGUGAUAUUAUUGGAUACUUAAAAAUCUUAUAGUUGACUCAGUUCUUGAGCUCCAACUUGAUUAAUAUUUUUCCUCUUAUAUCUUAGAACUAUUCUCCUA